This is a messenger RNA of Drosophila hydei, 1138 nucleotides long. RefSeq names its product pinin-like. Lineage: Eukaryota; Metazoa; Arthropoda; Insecta; Diptera; Drosophilidae. Gene Ontology annotation, molecular function: DNA binding. The record is from RefSeq and is a predicted model, not a curated record.
UUCAUUUAGUUUAUUCUCUUAAAUUUAUCUCAAAUUAACAACUAAAAAACAAUAGUCUAGACUAUUGAAAUAAAAAAGAAAGUAUAACAUAAUGGACAAUAAUGACUGUGAGGAUUCAACACAAAUAGAAAUCAACAUCACAAAUACAAACGCGAAUUCUCAAAUAGUUUUAAACGAUCUUCGCCUUCUCGAACUGAUCUACAUGUAUCCAUACCUAUUUAGCAAAGCGGUGGAUCCCCAAGAUGACAAGGACUACGAAGAGUGGGGUUGGGAGGAAAUAGCCAAGGCCUUCAACCAUGGGUACGAAGGCUUACAGCUCAGUACCCCCUUUUCCGUUGAGGAGCUCCGCUGGCGUUGGGACAUCUUGCGUUCCCAUCUGUCCCUUGUUCACAAAACAACAGGACCGAUGCCAAAACAACUGCACACUAUAAUGUGGAAAAUUAGCAAGAUGAUGGACGUCAAGCCGCGAGCGAACGUCAAGGGAGUUACUCCAACGCAAUUGUUUAUUCUCAAUCAGCUGCCGUUCAUUGAACAAUUGUCGCCGACACUGCAAAGGCAGUUAGAGGUAGAGGUACUGGAUGCCAUAUUUAGUGAAGAGCGCGAUGGGCGUUCAGUGUGCAAGUCCUCGGUGAAAAAGAAGCUCAAUUGGUGCAGAGCGAUUACGAUGACAAACUUCAACAACCUGCAUUGCAUGCCAGAUCCAAAGCACCCACAGCCUGAACCAGAACAUACUCAUCCAGAACCACAGUCUGAACCUGAGAACCCACAGCCUGCAUCAGUGCAUUCACAGCCUAAACCAGAGCACUCACAAUCUAAAUCAGAGCCCCCACGGCCUGAACCAGAGCCAGAACCACAGUACACACAGUCUGAGCACCAACAAGCUGAACCAGAGCACCCACAGCCUGAACCAGAGUAUGCGUCUCCAGAACCACCAUAUCUUCUUAAAGUAGAGCAGCAGAAGCUACAGAGUCAGUCAGAAGUAGCACCCGUUCAAAAAGAUGAUCUUCAGCUGCGCUAUGUGCCGCUCAAGAGCGCCAAGCACUAUGUAAAGCGGGUUGAAGUGAGACUGAAGCGGUUGGAUCUGAAAGACCAUUUGCCUAUGUCGAAUGUGAGGCGGGAAAGCAAAAGGCGCUUUUAG